AUGAGGGGCCCCCUUGUCUGCCCUCUGCUGGGCGCUGCCAGGGGCCCUCUGCUGCCUACCGCAGCAGCAGCAACAACAACAACAGCUAGAACACACCUCUUCUGGGUGACUGCAGUAACGCCUUCCACAGCAGCAAAGCGCAAAGCAGCAGCAGCAGUGGCGGUAGAAGCACCGGGAGCUUGCCUCAUAGGUGCUCGGCGGUCCUUCAGCAGCAGCAGCAGCAGAAGAAGAAGCAGCAGUAGCGGGGGCAUCUCACAUGGUACUCCAGGAGGCGCUGUGCAUGCAGCAGUGGAGGCAUUGCAGCUCAGUCUGUCUGCUGCAGCCGCAGAGAAGCAGCAGCGCAUGCAGCGUCUGCGUGAGGUGUAUGGAGCAGCACAUAUAGGAGCAGUAACUCCUUUGAGUGUCAUGGGUGGGAUGAGGGGUCUUACGGCCUUGUUCACGGAGACAUCUCGUGUUGAUGCUGAGGAGGGUUUAAGACUUCAUGGGAUGCCAAUGCGGGAGCUGCUUCUGCAGCAGCUGCCCAAAGCAAAGGAAGAUCAUCUUUACCCUUCUGUAGAAGCACUACUCUGGUUCCUACUCACUUCGAAGGUGCCGACGGCUUCGGAGGUGUCCCUGGUGCAGCGUUGUCUGUACGAGAUGACGGUAUCUGCUGCUGCUGCGCCUUCUGCAGCAGGAGGAGGAGGAGCAACAGCAGCAGCAGGACUAGGAGGAGGAGUAGGAGGUUCUUUGUCUUUGGAUAGCUACACACAAGAACGGUUUAUGAGGGUCCCCGCCAUGCUGCCGUUGCUGCUGCAGUCUCUUCCUGCUGAGGGACACCCCAUGGCAGCAUUUGCUGCUGCUGCUGCUGCUCUCUCUGAUUUCUCUUUUUUUAGAGCAGCAAAUGAAGAAGGGAUUGUCAACAAAAAGGACCUAUGGAGACCAGCUCUUGUUGAUGCCCUUGCCCUC
Molecule: messenger RNA, 945 nt
Organism: Eimeria maxima
Lineage: Eukaryota; Apicomplexa; Conoidasida; Eucoccidiorida; Eimeriidae
Product: citrate synthase, putative
Exons: 3
Biological process (GO): carbohydrate metabolic process; tricarboxylic acid cycle
Cellular component (GO): mitochondrial matrix
Source: RefSeq, a predicted model, not a curated record